This is a messenger RNA of Drosophila innubila, 919 nucleotides long. RefSeq names its product mediator of RNA polymerase II transcription subunit 20 (gene MED20). The record is from RefSeq and is a predicted model, not a curated record. NCBI's taxonomy places the organism in Eukaryota, Metazoa, Arthropoda, Insecta, Diptera, Drosophilidae. Gene Ontology annotation, molecular function: transcription coactivator activity. Gene Ontology annotation, biological process: regulation of transcription by RNA polymerase II. Gene Ontology annotation, cellular component: mediator complex. The transcript has a single exon. Bases 72 to 815 code for a protein of 247 amino acids.
UUUCCUGGUUUUAUUAAAAGUUUGUUGUAAAAAAUAAACAAAAAGCGACAAGUACUGAAAAUUCAUAUAGCAUGGGAGUCACUGUGCUACAGCCUUAUCCACUGCCCGAGGGCAAGUCUGGAUCCCACAUUAUUGAUCACCUGGCCAAGCGCCUUGUCUCACUGGGCGCCACACAUGCCGGUCAGUUUCUGGUCGACUGCGAGACAUUCAUCUCGACGCCACAACACGGAACACCGACGCGGGCGGUUCACGUGCUGCACAACUCGGAGUAUCCGGCAUCCACGUUCUCCAUCAUUGACAAUGGCACGGGGAAACAAGUGGCCCUAGUGGCCGACAGCAUCUUUGAUUUACUUAUGCUCAAAAUGACGUCCACUUUCACAUCGAAGAAACAAACAAAGAUUGAAUCGCGUGGCGCUCGCUUUGAGUACGGCGAUUUUGUGAUUAAACUUGGCUCCGUUACCAUGAUGGAGCACUUCAAGGGCAUACUAAUUGAGAUUGAGUACCGGCCAUGUGUAAUGCUCUCCUACUGCUGGGAAAUGAUACGGGAAAUGCUACAGGGAUUCCUGGGCAUCAAUGUGGCCAAGGAGUAUCCCACCUAUUUCACCACACAGACCAUCAUGAAUGCGAUGGGCCAACAACAAUUGCAUGCCAAACAGAACGAUCUCUACGAGCCGAUGGACACGGUUAAACAGUAUUUGGAGCAUUUCACCAACUAUCGCAAACACGUGCAACUCCAUGGCGCCAUGGGAGGCACUCCCGGAGGAUCUGUGGGACCCGUGCUCCUGCCCUCGACCGUCGGAAUGGGGCGUGCUUGAUGCGAGGUUAAGCUGGAGCCACCAGAUACCACCUAGAUAACAGAUACUAGAUACCGCCUCCAGCUACGAAUUAAAUACGAGUUACAAAUCAACUGAGAUUCAAA